Pseudopodoces humilis (Tibetan ground-tit) is the source of this 1519-nucleotide messenger RNA. RefSeq names its product cilia and flagella associated protein 210 (gene CFAP210). The record is from RefSeq and is a predicted model, not a curated record. Lineage: Eukaryota; Metazoa; Chordata; Aves; Passeriformes; Paridae. Gene Ontology annotation, cellular component: axonemal microtubule.
AUGGCGGCGGCGGGGGCGGCAGCGGCUGGACGGCGGCGGGGCGGCGCCCCACAUCAUUUGAAAGAAAAGGAUGUUCUAGGUAAGUGUUUCCUUCCAAAUGAAGCAGAUCUUCGUCAGGUCAUUAUAUUUCCAAAAGCAGAAUGGGAAAGGAUUCAGGGUAGCGCUAGAGAAGCAGCACACAUCGAUGAGAAGAAGGAACAGGAAGGAGUGCACCUGGACUCCAAAGCUGCUGGAAAAGAUGCCACUCUGAGCCUGAUAAAACAGAAACUUCAAGCCAAAAAAUUACGUGAAGAAAAGGAAGAGGAAGAAAGAAAGUUACUUGAUUUGGAAGAAGCAAAGUUCCAAGCAGAAAAACGGAAGGAGGUUAUCGAUCGUGUAAAAACCUACCUAAGUUACCAGGACGAAAGAAUGAGACAGUUCCAUAGUGCGCUUCUACUUACUAAGGUCCUAAAAGAAAGAGAUGCUCAAAUUGAAUUUCUAAAGUCAAGAUUAGUUGAUAACAGGAAGAGGGAUUAUGAGGAAGAGCAACGUCAAUUUAAAGAAUACAUUCUCAGCAAGCAGGAAAAAGCACGUCAGCAAUACAUGAAACAACAGGCACUGUGCAAAGAUAGGCUAGAACAAAUAAAAGAGCGUGAGCAACAGGCAGAUCUGGCCAAACAGGAAAAAAAAAGAGAAGAGGAAGAAAUACAGAGAUCAACCCAACUGUACCAACUGGAAAUUCAGAGAAAAAAAGAAAAGGAACACAAGGAAAAAAUUGAACGCCGGAAGCUGUAUCAUGAGUACGUAAAUGACCAGAAAAUAAUCAAAGCAAUAGAGAAACAAAACCAAAUGGAAGAAGAUGAUCGGAUCAAAGCUCAUUUUAAAGCAAAGGAAAUUAUUGCCCAGAUGAGAAAAAAGAAAGAAGCUGAAAUGCGUAGAGAAGCACAGGAAAAACAGGACAAAAUCGUUAGUCGAUUAGCUGAACGAAUGACUGAGGCAUUAAAGAAGGAUGAUGGUCGACUGGCUAGAGAUGUUGCAAGAAUAGAAGCUGAAGAAGAAAAAAAACGCAAAGAGAAGGAAGCAAAACAAAAGGCUGCCAUUGAGUCUAUUGCUGAACAUAGAGCCACUGUGAUGAAGUUGAAAGAGGAAAAGGAGAGACAGGAGAAAGAAGAGGCUGAAAAAGAACGUGAUAAGUUAAUGGAAAAAGCCCGCAUCCACCUGGAAAUGGAAAACAACAAAAAACAUGGACGACAUGAGGCAAACAGAGAAGUACAGAAAAUUCAGCUCCAACAAAUAGCUGAAAAGCAGGCAAGAAAAGAGCAGGAGAAACAAGCAGAACUGGACUACUAUGCUCAGACAGAGGCUAUUGCACUUUCUAAAGAGCAUGAGUUUCAGAAAUAUGCAAAGGAACUAAUUGAAACAGAGUCCAAGACUACACAUCAUCUUUAUCCUCUUCUCAAAGCAUGCAAAUAUGGAAGAGAACGUGGAUGUGGGCCAUUUUUCUGAGAAAAGAAUAAAUAAAUACUAGUUUCCAAACAUA